CAGCAUGGAACAACAACGGAACCAUUGACGGGAGAGAACGGGAUGCCGCGACGUCUCCGCACCGCCUACACCAACACGCAACUACUUGAGCUAGAGAAAGAAUUUCACUUUAACAAGUAUCUGUGCCGGCCUCGGCGGAUUGAGAUCGCCGCUGCUCUCGACCUAACCGAGCGACAAGUAAAAGUCUGGUUCCAAAAUCGUCGGAUGCGCCAUAAACGGCAGACGAUGGUUUCUAAAAGUGAAGGCAACACCGACAAGGAGUCAAACACAUCCGAAAACGAUGACGACAACAGCGCGGGAGGGGUGUUGAAAUCAAAAAGUGGUCUAUGUUCCAUGGGCGGGGACUGCAGUCCGCAGCAGAAAGACUGCUGUACGCCAUCGAUUCAAGUGAUGCAGGUUCAGCAGCAGCAACAACAGCAGCAGCAAGUGAUUCCACAGCCGAACUCUGUUCCGCCUCAACUUUCGAGGAACACGUGCUCUCCGAGUGGUAGUGAGCACGGUUCGAUGUCGUCCGAUGAUCCCAAAGCCCAUCUUCACUCAGCGUUGACAGCAACUUCCGCAACUCCUUCGCCCGGUUCCGCUCGAGGCGACAAAACACCCACACCGACCGGUUCUCUGGAGAGAUCCAUCAAACCUGAUCCUGCUUUGAAUUACUCCGCGGGUCCCCAAACGCCCUCAGUGGCAGGAGGUCAACGAUCAACGUAUCCCGCGAUGGGAUCGCCGAUGCAGGCGUCCUCACCAUUGUACCAAAAACAGGCACAUUACUAUCGGCCGUCAGGAGGGGCGGCGUGUUAUCCUAGUGUAACCUACAAAUCGAACCACAUGUACUACCAUCACGCCGCACCUCAGUCGAACUCUCCGAACUGUGGUUCCCAAUAUCCCGGAGCAGGUGGCCAGGCGAGUCCGAACAUGACCGGUGCGAGGAUGCCCCAGUAUUUCGAUGCGUACGGGGAACAGCGCUUCGACUACGGCACCGCUUAUCACAACCAAGCGGGUCAGGGAUAUCCGCAGGGCUACACCGGAUACCCCCAGGACGACAUGCCGGCCACCGAUCAGUACUACGACCGAGUCCAACAGCAACAACAACAGCAUCAGCAGGAGUACACAUCCGCGAAACAACAGCAAUAUCAGUGCUUCGAGGCACAAUACGCAGCUGGGGAUAACGCCUCGUUCAACGGUUUCACCGAAAGCCAGCAAACAGCGGUCAGCCAGCAUCAGAACGGCGACAUGAAUUUCAAUCUGUAUUACAACAACGGUAGCUUAGGCUCGAUGAGCACGUGCAGUACUCCAGGGACCCCGCAAAGUCAAUGCUUUUCCGCUCAAGAGGGCGUUGCCGAGUGGAGUGCACUUUCUCAGAACCAUUUUCCAAACACGGAGUACUACCAGCUCGGUUGA
Molecule: messenger RNA, 1395 nt
Organism: Galendromus occidentalis (western predatory mite)
Lineage: Eukaryota; Metazoa; Arthropoda; Arachnida; Mesostigmata; Phytoseiidae
Product: homeotic protein proboscipedia-like
Exons: 3
Coding region: 43-1395 (450 amino acids)
Biological process (GO): regulation of transcription by RNA polymerase II
Cellular component (GO): nucleus
Molecular function (GO): DNA-binding transcription factor activity, RNA polymerase II-specific; RNA polymerase II cis-regulatory region sequence-specific DNA binding
Source: RefSeq, a predicted model, not a curated record